Messenger RNA from Athalia rosae (coleseed sawfly), 1251 nucleotides. Its product is annotated as N-acetyltransferase family 8 member 3-like. Gene Ontology annotation, molecular function: N-acetyltransferase activity. The transcript has 2 exons. NCBI's taxonomy places the organism in Eukaryota, Metazoa, Arthropoda, Insecta, Hymenoptera, Athaliidae. The record is from RefSeq and is a predicted model, not a curated record. Bases 253 to 1065 code for a protein of 270 amino acids.
UGAGUGGCAGUGAGCAUUCCAGUAUUAUUACAUUUCAGUGGCCUAUGUCAAAGGAGUAUGAUUAUUGUGCUAUGAGGUUGAGGAUUAACCGUAGACAUAGAUUAGCACUGGGAUUAACUCUUGAAAACGCUCUUGGACAAAGAAAAUCUAACCUAUGAUGUAUAAAUACCGUCAUACAUAACGUUGUUACCUCUAUUACUGUCUCAAAUAAGUGAAAAGUUAGGCGGCCGAAGCUGAAGAAUAUUGGCCAAAAUGAGUCAUAUAAUAGUAAUUCGCAGCUACAAACCGAGCGACAAUCUCGAAUGUCGAGAAAUAGCGAAGGAGAGUGUAAUGUCAUCUAUAAAUACCGCGUUCGUCGGUAAUUUGGUUAAGGAAGUUACAUUCGAACUAAUGAUAUUAUUUGCCGCACUCUUAUUCAUUUUUUGUGGGAUUCAUUUCACCAUCUGUCUGCUAGUAGUUCCUGUAGUUGUUAUUUUGACCUAUAUAUCAACCUAUGUGUCGCUCACGGCUCGAUCCAUGGAGGUCGCACAAGAAAUAUCUAAUAUUCCGAAGUUCUACCUGUCAAAUCCGUUUUCUGGAUUUUGGGUGGCCGAAGCUUUUGAACCCAACAUAAUGACGAGCCAACCAAAAGAUUGCUAUUAUUCCAUAAUGUCAGAAAAUCAACUUCAGGAAUCUAACAUCGACGUGUCAUUACAAUCAAAACGAAUUAUUGGAACAAUAGGGCUGACAAAAAGUUACAGAGUCGGCAAGAGUGCAUGGAUCAAAAGACUGGCAGUAAAGCAUUCAUAUCGGAGGAAGGGAAUUGGAUCUUGUCUUCUUGAUACUGCUGUCCAGUUUGCUAUAAAUCAAGGUUAUGGUUCGGUAGAAACCAUUGCGUCAGAAUACACAGAGGGUGGAAGAGAAAUAUGCCUCAAAAAAGGGUUUGAGCUGAAGCAGAUGUACCACAGGCACCUCAUUGGCUCCCUGAUUACCAUUCUGAUGUACGAAUUGACUUACCAAAUCGAACUACCAGAUACAACAACUCCACCACAAAUUUCAUACAUCAGAUCAUUCAAGCAACGCUAAUUGAAGCUCAUGGGACAUUAGAGUUAGUGAAUAAUUUACCGUCUUGGAAGCUGAUACUCAAGGACCCAGAUUUGUUUCAUAGUCAAAAGUGACCUACUUGAAUGUUCACAUUGAAUGCUUAUUGAUCUUGUGCUUCUGAAUCAGUUCUAUUUAGUAAUACGAUUAUUAUUAUUGCUAUCAUUUCCA